Molecule: messenger RNA, 1490 nt
Organism: Drosophila grimshawi
Lineage: Eukaryota; Metazoa; Arthropoda; Insecta; Diptera; Drosophilidae
Product: glucose-fructose oxidoreductase domain-containing protein 1
Exons: 1
Coding region: 60-1220 (386 amino acids)
Molecular function (GO): nucleotide binding
Source: RefSeq, a predicted model, not a curated record
UCAUAGUAUCGCUUACAUUGGUCACACUGGCUGCAUUUAAUAUAAACAGAAAAACUAAAAUGCUACCUGGCGUUGGCGUAUUUGGAACAGGUGAAAUAGCCAAUGUGCUGGUGCCGCUGCUGCGCGAGAAGAGUUUUGAAGUUAAAGCGAUAUGGGGACGCACGCUGCGGGAGGCGAAGGAAACGGCCAACGCACUGGGCGUCACAUUCUACACAAACGUCAUUGACGAGGUGCUCCUACGCAAAGAUGUCGAUCUGGUGUUCAUUGUGUGCCAGCCGUUUCUGCACGCCGAGAUCUCGGUCAAGGCGCUGGGCAUUGGCAAGCAUGUGGUGUGCGACAAACCAGCCGGCCUGCAUCAGAUGGACUCCAUGAAAAUGGUGCGUGCCUCGCAAUACUAUCCCACGCUUAUCUCACUGGUGAAUCAUCCGCUGAGGUUUCUGCCCGCUUUCACACAAAUGCGACGUUGCCUGCAGGAUGAGCUAAUCGGACCGAUGGGCGACGUUGUUCUAAUGGAUGUGCGUGUCCAAAUGGGCACACUGUUUCCCGAGAAGUACAAUUGGAUGUGCGACGCACAGAUGGGCGGCGGCGCACUCAAUCUGGUGGGCAGUGUUGUCGAUCUGGUGAACUUUCUGCUCCAGCAGCAGGCGGUGCGUGUCCAUGGCGUACUGCGCGCCCAUACGAAAACGACAGCGGCCAUCAAUGGUAUACGCCAGAUAACGGCACCGGAUUUCUGCAAUUUCCAAAUGGAGCUGGCGAGUGGAACGCUCGUCACGGUGGCCUUGCACAGUCACACGGUGCCCACAAGAACCUUCUCGCAAGAGGUGCUCGUCUAUGGCAGCAAAGGUCAUCUGGUUGUGCGGGGCGGCGACCUCUUCGUGCUGAAGGAGUCCCAGCAGAAGGAAGAGGCAGUCUACGUGGAUGUCCAGGAUCUGCAUUUCAACACAAAUAACUCGCUGCUGCCACGUACCUACAUCAAGGGCAUGUGCAAAAUGGUCGGCGCUCUCAAGGAAGCCUUCAACAGCAAAGAGUCCAGCUGGAUAAAGGCGCCCGUCUCCACCGCAGCCACCUUUGAGGAUGGCCUCUACGUCCAUGCCGUGGUGGAGGCCAUACGAAAGUCGAACGAAACACGCCAAUGGCAGCGGGUCCAACUGAGCACAGAUGCACCACUCAACCACGACCAGAUCAUUCGCUACGGAUAUGCGCGAAUGUCUACCAUGUGAAUAUACUGCGAAUAUUUAUAUAAGUUAAAUAUUUAUUUAUUGUAUUGGCAUUUAUAUUUUGCAUUAAAAAAAUAUAUACUGUUAAGCUUGUAAGAUAAAUAUAAAUUGAAAGUUACUAAUACACACGUUUGUUGCUCUUCAAGUGUGCUGGGCCAAGAUUGUACUUACAUAUAUUGAUUAUAUGGUAAUCGGUCGAAACUCAGGACAAACAUAGACUGCUGAAGAAGGCAUUAAAAACGAAUACAAACAUUGCUAUUUUUUUACAAAUUU